This is a messenger RNA of Kuraishia capsulata CBS 1993, 1494 nucleotides long. RefSeq lists its product as uncharacterized. The record is from RefSeq and is a predicted model, not a curated record. Bases 1 to 1494 code for a protein of 497 amino acids. Gene Ontology annotation, molecular function: aldehyde dehydrogenase (NAD+) activity. NCBI's taxonomy places the organism in Eukaryota, Fungi, Ascomycota, Pichiomycetes, Pichiales, Pichiaceae. The transcript is spliced from 2 exons.
AUGUCGCUUUCUACUACCAUCAAGCUUCCUAACGGGAAGGAAUACGAACAACCACUUGGACUUUUCAUUGGGGGUGAAUACAUUACCCCGGAAGUUGACUCCAAGAUCACCGUUAUCAACCCAUCCAACGAAGAAGUUAUCACCGAGGUCUACGCUGGAGAUAAGGCUGACAUUGAUAAGGCUGUCGUCGCCGCCAGAAAGGCAUUUGAGUCCCCAGAAUGGAGAGGAAUUGCCGCCUCUGCUCGGGGAGAUUAUCUGUACAAGAUUGCACAGAUCAUCGACAGAGAUCGUGAGCUUAUUGCUUCUAUUGACUCGAUUGAUAACGGUAAGCCACUGCCUGAGUGUGUGGAGGGUGACCUGGAGGAGGCCUAUAACGUUUUCAAGUAUUACGCUGGAUUUGCCGACAAGAUCACCGGUAAGACCAUUGAGACCUCACCAGAGAAGCUCGCUUACACAGUCCAAGAGCCAUUGGGUGUUUGCGGUCAAAUUAUCCCAUGGAAUUACCCAUUCAUGAUGCUUGCCUGGAAGGUUGCUCCAGCCUUGUGCUGUGGUAACACUGUCAUCUUGAAACCAUCCGAGGUCACUCCUUUGUCUGCACUCUACUUCGGCAAAAUUUGCCAGGAAGCUGGUCUUCCAGCAGGUGUGGUCAAUGUAGUCAAUGGCUACGGUAAGACUGCUGGUGCCGCUCUCAGUGAACACACUGGUGUUGACAAGAUCGCCUUCACAGGCUCCACUGCUUCGGGCAAGUUGAUCAUGAAGGCUGCCGCCAACAACCUCAAGAAUGUGACCUUGGAAUGUGGAGGCAAGAACCCAUUGAUCAUCUUUGACGAUGCUGAGCUUGACCAAGCUGUCAAGUGGGCCCGUAUCGGUAUAUUCGACAACAAAGGUGAGGUGUGUACUUCUACCUCUCGUAUCUACGUGCAAGAGGCUAUUUACGACAAGUUUUUGGAGGAGUUUGUUGCUCAUAUUAAGGAUGUCACCGUGGUGGCUGAUCCUUUCGGUGAGAAUACCACUCAAGGUCCACAGGUCUCCAAAAUGCAGUACGAAAAGGUUCUAUCGUACAUCGAGUCUGGUAAGGCUGAGGGUGCAAAAUUGGCAUACGGUGGUGCCAAGGCUAGUGAGAAGGGUUAUUUCUUGAACCCUACCGUUUUUUCUGAUGUCCAAGAGGAUAUGAAGAUAAAUAAGGAGGAGAUUUUCGGACCCGUGGUCGCCGUUUCCAAGUUUUCCACUGUGGAAGAGGUCGUACAGAAGGCUAACGACACCAGCUAUGGUCUUGCAGCUGCCCUUUUCAGCCAGAACGUUACCCAAUGUGUUACUGUUGCGAGUAAAUUGCAAGCUGGUAUGGUAUGGAUCAAUUCUAACAACGAUUCACAUUUCGGUAUUCCUUUUGGUGGCUACAAGUCUUCUGGUAUUGGUCGUGAGCUAGGCCCUUAUGCUUUGGAUGCAUACACCCAGACCAAGGCUGUCCACAUCAAUGUUGGACUGAGAGUUUGA